AUGUCGUUGAAAGCUGUGAAGCCGGUUGUUAUGCCUGAGACCAGUGAUGGCAUUGGAAUCGUCCGUUUCUUGAGAGGGAAGAGCUAUUUUGUUACAGGUGCAACAGGGUUUCUAGGCAAAGGUCAAAAAGGAUACGACGCUGCCCUAAGUGUCAAUGCUCUUGGCCCUGAUAGGCUCUUAAGCUUCGCAAAGGAAUGCAAGAAACUGAAACUUUUCCUCCACGUUUCAACUGCUUUUGUGACUGGUAAAGAGGGAACAGUACUAGAGACUCCUCUCUGCAUAGGAAAAAACAUAACUUCUGAGUUAAAAAUCGAAAACGAGGUGAAACUAGCUUCAGAAGCUGCAAGAAAGUUCCAUGGCGCUUGUGGUCGAGUGGCGCGAGACGAGUUCGUUGGUCCUAAGGGCCGCGGGUUCGAUCCUCCCUCUCAGAUAUGCCCAAGUGUUUGGCCAAGCAAUUGGAGGAUCAAAGCAGCUCAAAGCUAUGGAUGGGAAAAGGCUUACAGAUUCACAAAAGCCAUGGGUGAGUCUUUACUUCACAGCAAUCGAGGAGACUUGCCUGUAGUGAUCAUAAGGCCUAGUGUUAUAGAAAGCUCCUACAAGGAGCCUUUCCCUGGCUGGCUCCAAGGAAUAAUUAAGGUUAAUGAUUUUCUGACUUAG
Brassica napus (rape) is the source of this 657-nucleotide messenger RNA. RefSeq names its product fatty acyl-CoA reductase 6, chloroplastic-like. Gene Ontology annotation, cellular component: intracellular membrane-bounded organelle. Gene Ontology annotation, molecular function: alcohol-forming very long-chain fatty acyl-CoA reductase (NADP+) activity. The record is from RefSeq and is a predicted model, not a curated record. Gene Ontology annotation, biological process: long-chain fatty-acyl-CoA metabolic process; suberin biosynthetic process. The transcript is spliced from 5 exons. The coding region runs from base 1 to 657 and encodes 218 amino acids. Lineage: Eukaryota; Viridiplantae; Streptophyta; Magnoliopsida; Brassicales; Brassicaceae.